GAAAGGUAUAUUGUUUCUACCGAACACCUUUUAAGUAAGUACGCGUUCUCCCGUUGCCGUGGUAGCAGAAGGACUUCUGCGAGAACGUUUGCUAUGGAUGCGCGAGAUACAGAUCUGUUGGGUGGCAACGAGAACAUAGUUGAGAUGCAGAAUCUGGAGGAAGAGGACUUUGGUGUUUCAAAAUCAUCAGAUGCCGAUGCAGAAUUUGACAUGAUAAUUGGAAACAUCGAGGAUAUUAUAAUGGAGGAUGAGUUCCAACAUCUUCAGCAGUCUUUCAUGGAGAAAUAUUACAUUGAGUUUGAUGACUCCGAAGAAAACAAGCUCAGCUACACACCCAUUUUUAAUGAAUAUAUUGAGAUCCUAGAAAAGCAUCUGGAACAGCAGUUGAUAGAAAGAAUUCCUGGUUUCAACAUGGAUGCUUUUACAAUUUCUCUUAAACAGCACAAAGAUGAAGUCUCGGGUGAUAUACUUGACAUGCUGCUGACCUUCACUGACUUUGUGGCCUUUAAAGAGAUGUUCAUAGAUUACAGAGCAGAAAAGGAGGGUCGAGGAUUGGACCUUAGUACUGGACUGGUGGUAAAGUCUUUAAAUUCUGCCUCUUCUGCACCGUUGACCUCCAGCAUGACUUCACAAUCUAGCUGAACCAAGCAAAUUGGGAUAUCAUGUAAAUGAACUUGACCAGUCAGCAGAGAU
This is a messenger RNA of Paramisgurnus dabryanus, 693 nucleotides long. The record is from RefSeq and is a predicted model, not a curated record. NCBI's taxonomy places the organism in Eukaryota, Metazoa, Chordata, Actinopteri, Cypriniformes, Cobitidae.